Molecule: messenger RNA, 2040 nt
Organism: Candidula unifasciata
Lineage: Eukaryota; Metazoa; Mollusca; Gastropoda; Stylommatophora; Geomitridae
Source: the annotation of a GenBank genome assembly
AUGUCAAGUACAUUGGUUUCAGAGUCGUCAUCUGCUGCUUCAGGGAGAGAGACUAUACCCGCAGGUCAUCAGAAUCACCUUCACAUACAGACAUCCCCUCAGACAAACAACAUGGAGAAACCAAAUUCUCAUGGCUCCAAUCCUUCCUCACCACAGCCCAUGUCUCCAGACCCCGUCCACGAUUUACCACCGGAGUUAUUGCAAGCAGGCUGGAGAAAGUUUUGGAGUCGCCGAGAAGGUCGACCAUACUAUUUCAACAAACUGACCAAUGAAUCUUUGUGGGAGACUCCCAGCCUUGGAAUGACACAUGACCCACUAACAGAUCCCCUAGGCAUCAACACGGCAGACACCCCGCCCCCUACACCAGUACCGGGACCCCUGGACAAGAGGUUAACCCGACCCAGCACCGAGAUCAACCCAGCCGUGGCUGCCAUGAAGCGAAGAGCCAGUUCAGAGUUGUGUGUUGGAAGUCCACUAAAGAAAGCACAACUAAAUUACAAGCCAUUCUGGAACUUUGAUGUGCCAACAAAUGCUGUGAUUAGAGAAAGAGCUCCUCUGCACAUGGCACCUCCUCAUCCAGAUGUGGAAUCUUUUCGCUUUGCCUGUGUCAUGAAGCUGAGGCAGAUCUAUCAAGAGUUGUGUCAGUCCCGAGAAAACAUUGAUGCCCCAGCCGACUCUUUCAACCGAUGGUUGCUAGAGAGAAAAGUCAUUGAUAAGGGCAAGGAUCCUCUGUUGCCGUCUGAUUGUACACCAGAGUUAUCCCAGUCCUUGGUCCAUGAGAUCAUGAAUGACAUCCCCAUCAAGCUAAUCACACCAAAGUACUCCGAGGAUGCAAGGAAACAGCUGUACAAGUAUGCAGACGCAGCCAAAAAACUGAUUGCAUCAAGAAAUACAAAUACCUCCCAGGAGAGUCGGAAGGUGGUGAAGUGGAACGUUGGAGCUACCUUUAAGUGGUUGCAGGAUGCAGGAUACAAGGCAACGUAUCAGGAGUGCCUGGAACGACUGACACACUUGAAGCGACAAUGUGAGCCGUGCUUGUAUGAAGCAGCAGGGGAGUCUGUGAAAGGGAUAGUCAGCAAAAUCUACAAGCUGUCUGCUGAGAAUGUUCAAAAGAUCCAAGAGAAAACAUGGGAAGUGCUCAAAGAACACAACAUAACAGAAGGUACGCCUCUACCCGAGCUGACAAAUCCCCGCCAUACUUACUGCUAUUCUGUGCAGCUGAGCAUCCCAUCUCCAAGGCUUCCAGUCGUAGACCGCAAUAUAGAAAGUGAGGUGGCUCAGCUAAAGUAUAAAAAUGAAACACUCAAGAUGAAUCAGGAGCAUUUUUGGAAAAUGGAACAACUCUAUGGUCUCAGCUGUCGAGAUGAUCCACGGUUUGACAAUUUCUUGGCGAGAGUUUGGUGUUUGCUCAAGAGAUACCAGGGUUAUUUCGGCAGCGGGGCCAACGAGGGGAAAGGAAACCAGGGUGCUUUGACGCCCGCAUUGAUGGAGUGCCUUCACCGGUUGUUUGGUGUCACCUUUGAGUGCUUUGCUUCCCCACUCAACUGCUACUUUAAACAGUACUGUUCUGCAUUUCCAGACACAGAUGGCUAUUUUGGCUCCAGGGGGCCAUUCCUGAGCUUUUACCCAACCAGUGGCUCGUUUGAAGCCAACCCUCCGUUCUCAGACGAGCUGAUGGAGGCAAUGGUGGACCACAUGGAGAGUUUGCUCAGCGAAACAAAUGAACCUUUGUCCUUUAUUGUGUUCAUACCUGACUGGAGAGACCCUCCCCCCGAGGCUUUGAUACGACUUGAGAGCAGCAAAUUCAAGAGGAAGCAAUUCGUCUGUCCUGCCUUUGAACACGAAUACAGGCAUGGCUUUCAGCAUUUACCAAGUGCAAGAAAUGAAAUGAAUUGCAAGGCCAUCUUUGGAACCCUGGUGGUGUUUCUCCAAAAUGAUGCGGGUUAUGCCAGAUGGACACCAACAACAGAGAAAAUCAAAGAACUUAUUCAGGCAACAAAACCAAAAGACCCCGUUGAAAGUCCUUCAACACUGUCCUAA